AUGGCUACUCUUGUUGCUCCUAUCAAUCAUUCUCCCCAAGAGGAUGCAGAAGCUCUUUGGAAGGCCGUCAAAGGAUGGGGGACUAAUGAGAAGGCUAUCAUAGCCAUAUUGGGACAUAGAAAUGCUUCUCAAAGGCAGCAAAUCAUACAAGCUUACCAGGACAUUCACCAGGAGGAUCUCAUCAAACGGCUUGAAUCUGAAAUCUCCGGUGACUUUGAGAGAGCUCUGUACCGGUGGAUAUUGGAACCAGCAGAACGCUAUGCAGUGUUGGCUAAUGUAGCCAUCAAGAGUGCCAACAAUGACCACCAUGUGAUUGUGGAAAUUGCAUGUGUUCUUGAACCUGAAGAGCUUUUGGCUGUGAGGCAUGCCUACCACAACCGCUACAAGCAUUCUUUGGAAGAAGAUGUGGCUGCUCUGCCUGCUCAUACCACUAGCCAUCUUCGCCAGCUUUUGGUUGGAUUGGUGAGCUCAUUUAGAUAUGCUGGUGAUGAGAUCAAUGCAAGAUUGGCAAAAUCUGAAGCUGAUAUUCUUCAUGAGGCAAUCAAACACAAGAAAGGUACUAAUCAUGAAGAAAUUGGUACUAAUCAUGAAGAAAUUAUCAGGAUCCUUACUACAAGGAGCAAGACUCAACUUGUGGCAACUUUCAACCGCUACAGAGAUGACAAUGGCAUUUCCAUCAGCAAGAAACUAUUGGAUGAAGCAUCUGAUGACUUCCUUAAGGCUGUACAUGUUGCCAAUACUCUAGGGGUCCCUGAAAUUGUACCCCGUAACAAAAUAAGUCCCUGAAAU
Molecule: messenger RNA, 789 nt
Organism: Lotus japonicus
Lineage: Eukaryota; Viridiplantae; Streptophyta; Magnoliopsida; Fabales; Fabaceae
Product: annexin-like protein RJ4
Exons: 5
Coding region: 1-786 (261 amino acids)
Cellular component (GO): cytoplasm
Molecular function (GO): calcium ion binding; calcium-dependent phospholipid binding
Source: RefSeq, a predicted model, not a curated record